Molecule: messenger RNA, 1125 nt
Organism: Coturnix japonica (Japanese quail)
Lineage: Eukaryota; Metazoa; Chordata; Aves; Galliformes; Phasianidae
Gene: MBLAC2
Product: metallo-beta-lactamase domain containing 2
Source: RefSeq, a predicted model, not a curated record
AUGAAGCUGGUGAAGGGUGUGGAGCUCAAGUCUUAUGGGGAGCAGAGGAGGGAACUGGAGAAUCCCUCACCCACCCGCCGCCGGCUGCCGCCCCUCCGGUCCCGCUACUCACCCGCAGCCUUGCUCCGCCCGCAGCUGCCGCAGUGGGCCGGGCCCGGCUCUGCCCUCCCUCCCGUGCCCCAGGCCCCUCCCGGCCCCUCCUCAUGGACGGACUGGGGCGGCGGCAUCAUCUGGACCCAGGAGCGCUUCUACGAGUCGGGCAACCGGGCCAACAUCAGGCUGGUGCGGGGCUCGUAGCGCGACCUGGUGAUCGACGCGGGGUCGGGGCUGGGCAUCCUGCCUGCCUACCUGCGUGCCACCCACGUCCACUCCGACCACUCGGGCAGGCUGCAGCACUUGGAGGAGUUGGCAGUGCACAGCUCCGAGGCGGCCGCGAUGCUCCACGGCGACAACUCCGAAGCCGUCAGCUGUCUGUCGGACCGCGAGGUGGCGCGGCCGCCCUUCUGCGUCCCGUCCGUGCGACCCAGCCGCCUCUUGCAGGAGGGUCAGCGCCGCGAGGAGGUGGGCUGCGGCUGUUGUUCUUUGUGCCCUUCUUCCUGGGACAGCGGGGAGAGCAGCUCUGGUGGCAGCGAUGGGUCCCGAACGAGCGGCCCGGAGCUGCGUCAGGACAGGAGCAGAGUGCUGGGGAAGGUGGAGGAAAGGGGCUGCACCGGAGGGCAGUGGGAUUUUGGGUUGACAGAAACUUUUAUAAAUACCUUCUGCUCACCUAAUUUGUGUGCCUGUUGGAGGGCUAUUUCCCUAGAAUAAGAGUUAGUCAGUGGUACUGCUAGGAGCAAGGACCUAGCAUCUUAACACUGACUAAUCAAGCCUAAUGGGGAUGGAUUUACCUCAGGCUUCCAAUAGCAUGUCACACGUCAGUCAGUUCUGACAUCUACUAACCCAUUUUAUUUGUAAACUGCUGAGGUAUAACUGCAUAAAGAACAGAGCAGUUUAUUUAUCUGUGUAUUGGAAAGCAUAUGGGUUUUGUUUAACAGAAUCAUAGAAUGGCCUGGGUUGAAAAGGACCACAAUCAUCAUCGAGUUUCAACCCCCCUGCUGUAUGCAAGGUCACCAACCACCAGAUCAG